AUCUAAUUUUAGUCCCUUAAAUCUCAUCCAAUUACAGACCGACCUAAUUGGUUCUUGAUCCAACUCAAAACCUUAACCCACAACUUAAAACUUAUCCUAAUUAUAUUGAUAUUGUAAGCAGACCCCCAACCAAACUAGCGACCUCUUCAUUUAACGUUCCUCAAACCAUCGGGUAAUGGCGAAUUAAUCUCGACGGUUUUUGCCUUUCUCCUCAACAACUUUUCUCUAUUUAUCUAGUCCAUCUCCAUUAACAUACGGCCAAAUACACUCAAUUAUAUUUCUAUUUAUUGAUUUCUUAAAGCCUGUGUCAAGAGUAUAUCAGUUUGCAGCUGCGGUUCUCCUGUUGAAAUCGACGCGAAGGGUUUAUAAUCAAUUUUUUUUCAUGGAUCCUAAAUAUACUGCAGAAACCUUGAAGCAUCUGGAGAAAGAAAGUGAAUUACUGUCGAAUGCCCAUAAAACUAUGUCUGAUGAAUUACACAGGCUUCAGGUUGAGGAAGAAAUGCUGAUGCGCAAGUUCCAUGAACUUAUGUCUGCUCAUGGUCUAGCUAAAAAGAAAGGUUUCAAUGAUAAUGCCGAGGAAAGGCAGAAUGGUCGGGAAGGAGCACUGGUCAACAUGACAAAUGGUGCUGAUGAAAGAGAGAAUGGUUGGGAAGCAGCACUGGUUGACAUGACUGAUGGUGCUGAUGAAAGGCAGAAUGACCUGGAAGGAGCUGUCAGUUAAAUGACAAAAGGUGAUCGAUCACUAAUGAAUAAGUGAGAUAGAUAUGGUUCCUAAGCUAUCUAUAAAGAAAUCCGUUGUUAGCCGAGUAUCCAAUUUUUGGGCUCACAUUGCAGAUAGAUGCUUUUAGAUUGUUUCUCACACAGAUCUCUCAGCUCCACAAAAAGCAAUAUGCGAUUUAUGCUUCUUAAUAGCAUAGAUGAUACAAGCUGUUUCCCAUGUUUCUGUCCAAAUUUGUACUUGCUUAGUAAUUUAAUCAAAAGAGCUCUCGUCUUGCAACA
Capsicum annuum is the source of this 999-nucleotide messenger RNA. RefSeq lists its product as uncharacterized. The transcript is spliced from 4 exons. The record is from RefSeq and is a predicted model, not a curated record. NCBI's taxonomy places the organism in Eukaryota, Viridiplantae, Streptophyta, Magnoliopsida, Solanales, Solanaceae. Bases 383 to 721 code for a protein of 112 amino acids.